CGUCUGUCGUUGAGAACUGAGGUGUUCUGCCAAAUUCACCGAUCGAUAUCAUGCUCGUUGUUUUGCUCCUGGUUCAAAUAAUCGCUGUGCUCGGCCUUGGCGAAAAAUGUGAAUCACAAUCCCUGCUUAUGGACCUGGUGGAGAUGGUUCCCCGAAAUCAAAACACCACUCUGUCCAAGUGCGAGGAGCAGCUGGUGGAACUGGGAAAAGCCUGGCUGGAUCGGCAGGCCUGGGCGGCAAAGGCUGUGGAUGCCUCCGGCGAGGGCUUCUCUAACUUUAUGAUGGGACAAAGCACCUGGCUGGGCAACCGAUUUACCUGCCGCGCCGUCAACGAGCCAUUGCCCCAUUAUAUCAUGGACGCCGACAAAAAUCCGCGCCUGUUGCGCGAUGUGUCGCCCAUUGCCUUCGACUACGCGGUGGCCUAUAUUGAGUCCAACUCGCCGUGGCAGCUGCAGGUGUCCAUCAGGCAGAAUCCCCUGUUGCACAUUGGCCUCUGUCUGCCCAGGAGCUGUGGCAUCGGGGAGGUCGAGCAACUCAUCCGAAGGUCGCUGGACUCGGGAAAGUCCUUUCGGUGCUGGGAUAUGGAUGCCAAAUUGGCUUAUGUCAAAAAACCAAAAUUUGGGCCCCAUUUUUUCCAAAGUGGUGCUGUGCAAAUGUUCUUUUCAGUGGUGGGCGGAACCCUUCUGCUUACCCUUCUAGCCUCCAGUGGUCUGGCCCAGUACUCCCGCAUUUUGGGAUGCUUCGAUCUGGCUAGCAACUGGAAGCUGGCAUGGAAGCCAGUAAAUCCCGGCCAGGAGAACACAGCCAUCAACGGGCUGAGGGUAUUCACCGCAUUCUCCUUAAUUGGCGUGCAUGUGGUCUGGUACAAGUACUUCACCGUGGACUCCUCGGUCGAGAUGCUCGACAAGAUCGUGUCGAUGACUAUGCGGCACACUUAUUGGCCCAGCAUGGUGGAGAUCUUUUUCGUGGUCAGUGGCUACUUGACAGUCUUGAAUUUCCUGAAGGACGAGAAACUGCAGCAGGAAAUCGCCGCCGAUGGAUUCUGGGGUAAUGGGCGUCGCUACCUGGGACAGUUUAUACACCGCUACUGCCGACUAGCUCCGCUGCAAUUUGUGGUUGUACUGGCGGAUGUGGUCAUGACGGAAUACCAGCGGCAGGUGUCUGUGCUGCACAUAAGCGAUCCGCAGGACGAACUCUGCCGGCGAAACUCCAUACGCAACCUUUUAUUCAUCCAGAAUCUGUAUCCGAUUAAGGAGAUGUGCGGAUCGUGGACCUGGUCGCUGGGCUGCGACAUGCAGCUCCACAUGCUGGCCAUGCUGCUGCUCUUUGGCCACACCAAGCACCCAAGGGCGGUCAGAUGGAUCACCCAGACGCUGAUGCUUGUCAGCGCCGUGGAGUCGAUUGUGAAAAUGCAGGUCAGAGAGGUGGGCGCCAAUUUCGAUGAGCUGUACCACACCAACGAGUGGUCCUACAUGAGUCCCGUCAUCCGCAUGCUGGCCUACAUAGUGGGUGGCUGGUAUGCCUACACCCAUGUCAAGGGUGUGGCCUUACCCUUCGACCUGCUGAUGCCCAAUCUCUGGGUCAGGAUGGGAGCCGUUGGAGCGAUUGGCUGGUUUGUGAAACAGGUGACAAUGGAUCAGUUGCCGGCCACCAGUGUUAUCUACACCUUCAUGGUCGUCCUGCGGGUGCUAGUGACUACGCUGGCCGGUCAUCUUAUCCUCUGUGGCACCAAGUCGGACAGCAGCGAGUCCUAUGCUCCCACCCGCUGGCUCCUGGCGAUCCUGCAAUCGGAGCAAGUGCAGCGCAUCAGCCGGUUCACCUACGCCAUCUACCUGCUGAAUCCCAUUGUCAUCAUCUACUUUUACCACUCCUUCAGCAACAAUGUGAAACCGGACAACACCAUGAUGAUCCUAUUUACGAUAUCCUGUUCGGCGAUCUGUUACGCAAUGGCCAUUGUAGCAACACUGCUCUUCGAGAUCCCAUACAACCGGAUGAUCCAUCUGCUGGUUAAUUUUAAAUCCUCCAAGAAUAAAAAUCUAUAGAUGCCACUGGCUAAAAUUCCUCCCAAAAAUGUACCUCACAAAAAUGAAAUAUUCGCCUAAAUAUUCAAUAAAUGUUUAAUUGGUUAAGUA
Drosophila elegans is the source of this 2132-nucleotide messenger RNA. RefSeq names its product O-acyltransferase like protein. The record is from RefSeq and is a predicted model, not a curated record. The coding region runs from base 51 to 2042 and encodes 663 amino acids. Lineage: Eukaryota; Metazoa; Arthropoda; Insecta; Diptera; Drosophilidae. The transcript has 4 exons. Gene Ontology annotation, molecular function: acyltransferase activity, transferring groups other than amino-acyl groups.